GAAUGGGACCACAAAUCAGAAGUAAGAAAAACUUUGCCUUCUUUCGGAUCAUCCCACUCCGGAGACACCUCUUCAUCCAAAGGGAAUAAACCCAAGCAGAGGAAGUAGCAGGUGUAAGAAAAAAACCCAAAUGGGAUAAAGUAAUUGCUGUUUUUUCCUCUUUUGCCAAAUAGGCAUGUGGCCUAUUUCAAAUUAGUCUAAAAGAACAGAGCCACAGGCCUUUUAAAAGUAUUUAUGACAUGCUUUAAACGGAGCUGAGGAGAUCCUGUCAACACAGGCUGCAUCCCAGAAGAAAGCAGCGGAAACCUUUUGUUAGGGAGCCUGUGAUUUGUGAAGGUGCGUCUCUGGGGUGUAUGGAGCUGGAAGGUACCGGAGCAGCCGCACAGCUUCACCGGUGUCCAUCCGAGUCAACAUGGCAAAGUGGUUCAAGGAGUUCCCCAUGAAUCUGAAGAACGGUACCGACAGGAUCCGCUCAGCCUCCGAAUCUGGCUCGCAACCGAGAUCCAACAAGGCCGGGCUGGCGUCCAAAACACCGGCCUCCAAAACGGGCCAGCGCAAGAACUCCUCCACCGACACCGGCGGCGGAGGGGGAGGAGGAGGAGGAGUUGGGUCGCUCCUGUCCGGCAGGAACCGAAAGAACUCGGCCGCAGAGUUGGGCAAAGUGAGUUCCGUGAAAGAUGGGAAAGUGUGGGACAACCUCCUGUCCGGGAAAAGUCGUAAGAACUCCAAAGCGGAGCCGGUGUUCGAGGAGCAGCACCGACCCGUGAAGAGUUCUCCGUCCGCCAACGCCUACAUCAGCCGGCUGAUCAGGGUGGACAAGCAGGACAAGAGCCCCAACUUCAACAGCGGUACCAUCACCGGCCCAGUGGUACCUGAAGCUGAGAAGCAGUGCAAAACAGAAACGGUGAUCAUUCUUGAGGACUACGCAGAUCCGUUCGAUGCUCAGAAGACCAGAGAGCAAAGGGAGGCGGAGAGGGUCGGGGAGAACGAUGGCUACAUGGAGCCUUACGACGCUCAGCAGAUGAUCACAGAGAUCAGACGCCGUGGAUCUAAGGACCUGCUGAAGGUGUGUGUGCUGAUGGAGGGCAACGAGGGAGCGGUGGAGGAUGGUCAGCCCGUUCCCUUACAGAUCUAUGACAUCCCGUACGAGGGAAGCGGCGACAGCGACAAGACGGCGGUCACGAGGCCCGAGCUGGACCCUCGUCCCUCCACCGAGUACGAGCUGCCCUGGGAGUGGAGGAAGGAGCACAUCGUCAGAACUCUAUCAGCACAGUUUGACAGCGCUGAUCGCCCAGCCAAAGAUGAGACGACUCACCCUACGCUCACCAGACAGCCGCAGCAUCCAGCAGCCCAGCCGCCACAGCAGCAGCAUCAGCAUCUGAGGCAGAAGAGCUGGACGCAGAAGAUCCUGAGAUCCUCUCCUCCCACCAUGCCGCCGCCCUCCUCUCCCAGUCCUGAGGCCGAGGCCUGCUGCGUUGACCCCUCCCUGCCACUGGAGAAGCAAAGCUGGUACCACGGCUGUGUGACUCGCCACGAGGCGGAGUUUCAGCUGCUGUCCUGCAGAGAGGCCAGCUUCCUGGUCAGGAACAGCGAGUCGGACAACAGCAAGUACUCCAUCGCCCUCAAGACGAGCCAGGGCUGCGUUCACAUCAUUGUCGCCCAGACAAAAGAGAACGGCUACACCCUGGACCAGAGCAGCUGCGUGUUCCCCAGCAUCCCAGAGGUGGUGCAUCAUUACUGCACCCAGCGCCUGCCUUUCAACGGCGCCGAGCACAUGACCCUGCUGCACCCGGUGCCCCGCAUCCACUGACUCUACCGGCUUAGGUAGAGAACAGAACAAACACACCUCUGGGCAUGCAUGGAGCUAAAAACACAAAAAACAUCACCUCUGAUCAGUGAAACCUUCUACUGCUGUCCCCCCUUUGUUAUUUAUCUGUACAAGCCUUCUUUAUGUGUUGCCUUUUAUUUGAUCAUGGAAAUGUUUGUGACUCACUCCGUGUCUAGAAACUCUGGAUGGCUUCCUCUUUCUUUGUUUUACUCUGAUGCAGCAGCUGAUGCAAAACAUCCCGGCUGCUGUUUUGCAUGUGAACAAGCUCGGCAGAGAUGACGAGGCACUUCUACUGAUUAAAUGUGACUCGGAUCGGGACGCAUGAUGUUUUAAUCAGCCGCUACGCCUAUAUUAAAAGCUACACAUGGUAUCUUUUUUUUUGUGUUACUCAGUGAAAUUCUCAAUGAAUGAUGGAGUCAGAAUUUGUGGCUCCACUUCCCCCUCUGGUGGACGUGCUGGUACACUGCAGUAACAAGACAUUUCUCCCUAAAAUUGUUUAAAAAAAAAAAAAAAAAAAGAGCAUAUCCUUCCACUUGGAAAGACAUGAACAAACAGCAGUUAUUUCACGUGUAUCCUGCAGCGUAUUUCUAAUUUAUGCUCCUGCGCUCGUUAGUUUUGGGUAAACCGCUGUCCCCUUGAGGAUUUCCUGUGUUUUACUGUGAACGAGGGGACACUGUUUCCAUUGUGUUAUCUGCUGCACUGUGAAGAGCGACUGAUUCACCCUGAUGCAAUGUGCUCGAAGGAAAGAAGAGGCUACGUUUAGUUUCCAGUUUGAUUCUUGGAAGUGUCUUGCAAAAAUAAUCCUGCAAAUGCCGUGUGAUUUGUGGGAAAAAAACAUCAAAUUAAUCUCCGAAUGCAGAUCAUUUACAGAUAAAAGUGCGAGAAAAGAAAGGAAGAUUCUCCCUCGGGGACGUCAUGCCUCCUGGUGCUAAGCUACAAUAUAUUAUAUUCACUUUUUAUGUAUUUCUAAAUGGCAUUUGGCGAGUUGUGUUAAUUCCUAAUUUGCGGGAAAUCGUGUUGGGUAACUUUGAUCUGCAGCAAAGUCUGAUAUUACUGUAAAAUAUAGUCUUACAAACUGGUGUUGUACAGUCUUGGAGGUCUGCCAUUCACAUGUCUCUUCAAAGAUUUUAUGGGAUGCCAGUUUCUUUCAGAGCAGAAGUAAUCCGAGGAGACACACCUGCUAUACGUUUUUUGUAUCGCUGUCUUUUCAUAGCCCCCCAUUGUUCAAACACUGUAAAACGGAUUCUAAUCUAAAAGCAGAGAUCCUGAAUUGCUCAUCGCUGGAGAUCCCCGUUGAAGCCAUCUCUGAUCCCAAUAAAUCAACAACACAAGCAGCAAAAUGUGAGGGUGUCUGUGUCACCGAUGAUCAAAGCAUCCGAGAGCCUCCCCGAGGAGAAAGCCUCAGCAAAGAGGCUGGAAUGACUGAAUCAGGGCAUUUGAUGAAUCUUUAACUGAUUGUGGUUUGGGCAGUUUGGUAAUUUGAAAGUCUAAGUGUUCUAUUCUCGCUAAAAGGGGAUAGAAUAUUAUUCCGGGUUAGUACGAAAAGGUUAGGGCCAAAGGUCUAGUGGGGAGAUUAGGUUUAGCCGAGGAUCGCGUUGAGGACAAACGGCUCACGUACUCGCAACGAGCACCCCGGCCUGCGCCGUGUGUGGAUCUGAGGUAAAUGCGGCACUAAAAACAGACAAAGAGUAAGAGUAGUAUCAUUACACCCCAUGUCAAGGACGCCUAAUGUGAAGGAAAAGAACAGAAUACCCGACACCAUCCCUCUCUCCUUCCUCCCUUUUCUUACGUAUCGCUCUCCUUCCUCACUCGGAUGUCACCCGGUUUCUCCUCGAGUCUCGGGGUGAACGCUGCCGCACUUCGCUUCAGUUUGGUGUCAAGAGUUUGUGCUUUAAUUUUUGAAGGCAAGGCACCCACAGGUUAGGUUUCAUUAGGCUAAAACCGCAGAUUACUUUCAGUGUUCUCACCAAUGUUUGGUUACCUCAUGGAUAACCGUUUGCAGCUACCUUUUGAAGGAGGUGGCUGGUGUCAGGUGACGUAUACCUGCUUAGCUACAAGAGAUAAACCUGUUUUUAGUAGGAGAUGUAGAAAAAUAAUCAAGUAAAACAGAACAAUAUAGUUGCAAAUUCUGCAUUCAAAGCUUCCCAUAGAUGCUAAAAAUACCAAAAGUAAAAGUACUCAGUGUGCAGAAAACACAGACAAGUUGGGCACAAGGUGAAUCUGGGGAGUUUUGAGUUUAAAAAGAAGACGUUCCUCCUCAUUUUAAAUGGCUGUUUGGAUGAAAGUGUCUGAGAAGUUUAGAGAAGAAACGUCUCCUUGGUGGAAGAGUGUGGCCACAUGCUAAAUAAGUUCCUGAUUUAAUCUUUGACACUGCUGUAUUUUUAAAGCUAAUCUUAUGUUUUUUUAAUCCUAAACCUCAAUCUUUAAUGCAGUGGAGCAGAAGUGUAAAGAAGCAUAAAAUAUUCAGAAUAGUUAAAGGAGAACUUUGAGGAAACGUAUUUUCCACCACCAAAGCCUGGGUCUUUAUGGAUUCGGAGUGGCAGAGCGUUUGUAACUCACGCUGCAGCCAUAAGGCCUCCCUGCGCUCUUCCAUCAAGAUGGAUUUCAUGAACCUGAGGAAAGCGGGCCUUCUCAAAUUCUACCCAAGACAGGCCGAGCUACACCUGGAAAGGAAUUAAUCAUCAGAUGAUACAGACCCCGAGCCACCUAUGCCGCUGCAUACUUGAAUGAAUAAUUUCAUUUUGCCCUCACGUGCAUGCCACCCUACUCUCGUGCAAUUGUUGCCCACUCUUAUUCUUGCAUGACAGCUUGACGGGAUCGCCGCCCGGCUCCGCUUGAUGGACGUGGUGGCUUGACAUCUGGGUGUCGCUUGACCUGCUCUGUUGGUAACCGAAGUGUUCCUGUCGUCCUUAUCAGAUGCUUCAGGCCCGGUGCCAUUGACAUGGGCCGGCUUUGUGUUGCUCAUCUCCUCUCCUCACACUGGCAGCACCUGCCAUGUGUGAUCCAUCAUCAGGGACUCUUGUCUUUUAGCUGGAAACGGCUCAGUCGGUAAGGUCAGGCGUGCUCUUAGAUACUGCUUGCAGGAGCCAUUGACUGACCCGGUGCCGUUGGAAAGGCCAUGUGACUGAGAAUUAAGUAACCGCUCCGGAGCAUACCUGACGGAGGACGUCUGUCAGGGCCUGAUUCACUGCUCGUACGCUUCGGCUCCAGGCCUGUAAUUUACCAGGCAAACACAGGCUUUCGUACCUGUGCUGCACAAAGUAAGACAGAAUCAGCACAUUGUAAAAAGACAAAACAAAAAAACCCAAUACCCCAUCCAAACUUUUACAUUUCUUUCAAAAAAUGUGUAGAAAUAUCUGUAAAAUUGAAGAUGCUGUCUUUAAAUUAACAACCCAACAGCUGUUCAGUUACUCCAAUGAUGCCAAAUUAGACGCAUUUCUCACUUUUAUACAGUAUUUAUGUAAAAAAUUUUCCCCCUGCUGUCUUAAAUUACAUACAAAUUUACAUAAAAUAGCGAUAAUGAUCUAUUAUUGACCAUGUUGCUCCAUAUAUGAAGGUUUAUACUAUUAAUUUAACCUCCUUCCUUGUAAUUUAAAGGUAAACUCUUAAGCCAAGUUUUCUCAUUGCAUCCAAUAUAAUGCUUUUUUUUUUUUCUCCAAAGAUGCACUGCUCUUGAGGUUGAAUUUUUCAGACAUGUUGUGGUCCUCCGGUGUUAGAGUUUUUUUUGGGUGGUACGUUUGCUUAGUUGUCUUAAUUGGAUAGAAGGCAGCCUUUGGAGUCUUGUGUUGUCGCCUCUCUUGCUGCUGGAGCUCAUGACUGCUCUUCUUUUUGCAGGUAAAUAUUUUCUACAGAUUUUUGUUGUUGCUGUUCAUUAUAGAAAUAAAAACUCCUAUAGCAAAGUUAUGUUAUGUUACAGAAAGUUUCAUGUGAACAAAUUCAAUAAAACUGUUUUGGAAUCAG
Stegastes partitus (bicolor damselfish) is the source of this 5788-nucleotide messenger RNA. Its product is annotated as SH2 domain-containing adapter protein E. Bases 413 to 1810 code for a protein of 465 amino acids. Gene Ontology annotation, molecular function: phosphotyrosine residue binding. NCBI's taxonomy places the organism in Eukaryota, Metazoa, Chordata, Actinopteri, Pomacentridae. The transcript is spliced from 6 exons. The record is from RefSeq and is a predicted model, not a curated record.